Aureobasidium vineae is the source of this 1957-nucleotide messenger RNA. Lineage: Eukaryota; Fungi; Ascomycota; Dothideomycetes; Dothideales; Saccotheciaceae. The record is from the annotation of a GenBank genome assembly.
GACCAGCAUGAGCAGCAAAUACUUUGCCCUCGGGGGCGCCGACGACAGCGAGUCGACGCAACGCUUCUUCACACGCAACAAGUUCCUUCCAUCUCUACCCACCAUGCUGCCGCACCGCCUGCGCCGCAAGUUCCGCAGCACACGCUCCAAGAUCCGAAGCAGACAAACGCCCACCUCGUCCAUCUCGGCCCUGCAGACCAGCUUCAACCCCAAAGACACGCUGCGCUCCCUCCGUGACCACCAAUGGUCCGUCUACGAUGCCCAAUACCUGCUUCUCGCCGUCGUCGGCAUCUUCGCCCUCUGCGUCAUCCAAUCGCCCGGUCCCAUGGUCAAGACGGCCGUGGCUACGCUGUUGAUGUUGUCGCUGCUGUUACCCGUCACUCGCCAAUUCUUCCUGCCAUUCUUGCCAAUUGCCGCAUGGCUCAUCUUUUUCUUCUCCUGCCAACCUCCGAUCUGGGUUCGCGUGCUGCCUGCUCUUGAAAACAUCCUUUAUGGCGCAAACUUGAGCAACAUCCUAUCCGCCCACAAGGCCGUCGUCCUCGAUGUCCUCGCCUGGUUGCCUUACGGUAUCACCCACUUCGGUGCUCCCUUCGUCUGCUCUGGUCUCAUGUUCCUCUUCGGCCCGCCCGGAACCACUCCUACUUUCGCAAGAGCCUUCGGUUACAUGAACUUGACCGGUGUCAUGAUCCAGCUGUUCUUNCCCUGCUCGCCUCCCUGGUACGAGAAUAUGUACGGCCUUGCUCCCGCCAACUACUCCAUGCAAGGCUCUCCUGCCGGUCUGGCCGCAAUCGACAAGCUCUUCGGUAUCGAUCUGUACACUUCGACUUUCACCGCUUCGCCCAUGGUCUUUGGUGCNUUUCCCUCGCUGCACUCUGGAUGUGCCACUAUCGAAGCCUUGUUCAUGAGCCACACCUUCCCCAAGCUUCGUCCCUUGUUCAUCAUCUACACAGGCUGGCUCUGGUGGUCCACCAUGUACCUUUCCCAUCACUACGCCGUUGAUCUCGUUGGUGGCAGCUUGCUUUCCGCUGGUGCCUACUACAUCGCCAAGGGCAAGUUCCUGCCGAGACUGCAGCCUGGCAAGAUGUUCCGCUGGGAUUACGAUUAUGUCGAGGUCGGAGAGGCUAGGGAGCGCCAUGCGUAUGGUCUUACCGAUCUGGCCGAGGAUGACUUCCACCCAGCCAACUUCGGCAUGGAUAGCGGCGAUGAAUGGACCAUGGGCUCUUCAUCCUCGGUAGCAUCUUCCAGCAGAAGCCCCUCGGUCGGUGCAAGAAGCCCUGUUGACGAGUCUUGGGAAGGAGACACUCUGGCCUCGACAUCGGACAAUGAGUACUACCAACAAAAUUCCCCGACCAUCGAGACCUCCGAGAUAUCGCAAAGGCGCAAACCACUUUCUGAAAACAUCACACACAUCCACCACAAAACCAUGGCGCGCAAAGCAAUCCAAACAGAUCAGAUAGUCAAACUCAUCGUCGGCGCGGGCCAGGCCUCGCCUUCGCCGCCCGUCGGUCCCGCACUGGGUUCCAAAGGUGUAAAGUCGAUGGAUUUCUGCAAGGAAUUCAACGCCCGCACCGCAACCUACGUCCCCGGCACCCCCAUCCCAGCACGCGUAACCGUCCGCCCCGACCGCAGCUUCACCUUCGAACUCCGCACACCACCCACCGCGUCCCUUUUGCUUGCCGCCGCCGGCGUAGAGCCCAAGAAAAACAAAUUGCGCGGUGCAGGCAAUGUCGCAGGGCCAAACUCUAGAGCUGGGUUGGCGGGAGUAGGCAAAGCGAGUGGUGGUCAAUUGACGGCAGGAAAUGGUGGGCUGGGCGUUGUGGGGACGGUGAGCCUGAAGCAUGUGUUUGAGAUUGCGAGGAUCAAGCAUGGGGAGGAGAGGUUGAGUGGGUUGACGUUAGAGGGAGUGGCGAGGAGUGUGGUUGCGCAGGCGGGGAGUAUGGGUGUUGUGGUUGUGCCU